Raphanus sativus (radish) is the source of this 1471-nucleotide messenger RNA. RefSeq names its product putative F-box protein At3g20030. The record is from RefSeq and is a predicted model, not a curated record. Bases 135 to 1259 code for a protein of 374 amino acids. Gene Ontology annotation, molecular function: protein binding. NCBI's taxonomy places the organism in Eukaryota, Viridiplantae, Streptophyta, Magnoliopsida, Brassicales, Brassicaceae. The transcript has a single exon.
GACUUAACUAUAAUAAUGAUAAUUAUUAUUACCUUACUUUAAAACACAAACCUUAUCUUCCGUAUGAUAUAUCGUCUAUAAGGAAGCGUGAAAAAGUUAUAACCCUAAUUAAUUUCUCCAUCUGUUUCAAAACAAUGACGACGAUCUCUGAUCUUUCCCGAGACUUGAUCGGGGAGAUACUUUCCAAAGUUCCGAUCACAUGUGUUGGAAAAGUAAGAUGCACUUGCAAACGAUGGAAUGAUUCAACGAGAGACAGGAUAGUUGGUAAAGCAGGAGCUAGGCAGUUUAUGGGGUUCACGAUGAUGGAUUAUAAGGUUUGUUCUUUGAGAAUCGAUCUCAACGGAAUACUCAAGGACGAAGAAGGCUCUGGUCUAAUAUCUAUAAAACCGAUUGAUAGGCUCAAUAAAAUCGAGAUAUAUAAAGUGUUUCACUGUGACGGCUUGUUGUUAUGCGCGACAAAAGACAACACAAGGCUAUUGGUUUGGAACCCGUAUCUAGGGCAAACCAAGUGGAUCGAGCCUAAAAAAGCUUACCACAGAUUGGACAGGUAUGCUCUCGGGUACGAUAAAAACAAGAAAUCCUACAAAAUAUUGAGGUUUGUGGAUAAUAAGUACUUGCCCACAUCCCUUUUUGAGUUCGAAAUCUACGAUAUGAACUCUAGGUUGUGGAGGGCUCUUGAUGUCACUCCCGACUGGGAUAACGAGUUUUUUCGACCCGGCUUGACAGUGAAGGGAAACACUUACUUCUUCGCUAAACAAAAAAUAAUAUUUGAAGAUGACGCGGAUGAAGCAGACGGAGAUGUGGAUGAUUUCUUGGUCUCUUUUGAUUUUACAAAAGAGAGAUUUGGACCACAUCUGCAUGUGCCGUUUCACUCGUAUCUCCACGAAGAUACCGUGGCUCUAUCGAGUGUUGGAGAAGAUAAGAUUGCAGCUUUAUAUCAGUGCGCGGACAUUAAUGUGAUGGAGAUAUGGGUUACAACUAAGAUUGAGCCACACACGGUGUCGUGGAGCAAGAUGUGCUUCUUAGCAGUUAAUAAUAUGACCCCUCUCAUUGGUGCAAGUUUCUUCAUUGACGAGGAAAAGAAACUGGCAGUGGUUUUCGCUUUAGACUUUCUUGGUCGCUACAAAAGGGCUUGCAUCAUUGGAGAAAAUGGGUAUUUUAAACAAGUGGAUCUCGGAGAAGUUGUUGUGAAUUCUGGUGACUACCGUUUCCCAAUGUGCUCGUACGUGCCAAGUUUAGUGCAAAUCAUCCAAGCCUAGUAUCAUGGGGAAGAAGAAAAGGACGAUUAGUUGUUACUGGGAAGUCCUUUUUAUUUGUUUCUUUCGUAUCCUUUUCGUUUUCUUUGCCUUUUGUCACUUUCUUUGAGCAAGACUUAUUUUUCUUUUGUUUCUAUUUAUCAUGUAUUACUCAAAAUCUCUGUCUAUCAAUCGUAUUUGAAGUCUUGACCAAAAAAAAAACCUUAUGUUCAGUA